AUGGCCGCGUUGGUGGAAGAACUUGCCGAGGCUCUGAGCAAAGAGCUGACUGCUAAUCAUUGCAUCUCCUCACCUGCUCUCGCGUCCAUCUGUUCCCCUGAGGCUCUCCAGGCGGCACUCGGCCCACCAGACGAUGCAGAUUACGACCCGGCGACAGGCCGCAAGCUCCUAGCCCUCCUGAUCUAUCUCGGACAGCCGCGCGAGGUGAUUGUGCAGUGCCUGAAUCGAAGACCCGAUGAUAACGAGCUGUUCAAUGUGUUUGAGUUCCAGCCCGGCUGCACGCAGGAAGGACUGGCGAGCAUAAUUCCAGACGAUUCCGAGCUCCGGAGGCAGGUGUUCGAAUCGCAAUGGAUCAUCCCGCCGAUGCUUUCGGGCAGUGAGCAUCAGCAUUUUCCAGCACAGUUUAAAGCGCCGUUUCGUCGAGUUGAUACCGGCCGCUCCUUGCGAGACGGAGCGUUUGGGAGGCUUUUUGUUGUUCGUGUCGUCAAAGGCCAUCUUGAUGCAGAGGAAGCCGACUUGGUUGUAUGCAAAGAAGUCCAAUAUGGGCCUGGGAAAUCAGCCGAGCUCGAGGCGAAACUUAUGAGACGCUUCCGGCACGAUGCCAUUGUUCCUCUCCUGGCCAGUUUCGACGCUCCUAUGGGCGCAGUGAGCGCCAGUCCAGCGCCUUCAUUGCAUCUUAUUAUGCCGUUUGCUUCAGGUGGUGACUUGCAGCAAUUCAUAGAGGCACAGAGCAUUCCCGACUUCCUCACAGAUGACGCCCAAACCAGGUCCUUGCUCCUAUCCCAGAUCCAAGCUCUUUUUUCUGGACUCGCUUUUCUACAGCGCCCCCAAAAGCCCAGCGACGAGAUUGUCCUCCACUUUGACCUGAAGCCGCGGAAUAUCCUCUGGUUCUUCUCUGAGGGUGGACAUUCCUUGAAGAUUGCCGACUUUGGAAACGCUCAGACGAUGAAGAGUGAUGCUCUUUGCGGUCCUGCUGUAGAGCACACAACAGCCGAAUAUGCACCGCCUGAAGCAUUCAAUGAUCGGGGAACUCUAGUACCAGGAGAGAGUCAUGGCACGCAGUUCGACGUAUACUCAAUGGGUUGUAUUGCGCUGCAACUGAUGACUGUUGUCGUUUACGGGUGGGGUCGCCAUGUCCACGCGAUUCGACAGUACAGGCCGAUCGCAGGGGACUCACGCGUUCCUUUUUGCAAGGACCCAGAAGUCAUCAGAGACUGGCUCGCUACCCUGAGAGAAGAACAAGACGACCUUCAACGACAUGACAGAGUUGUAUCCAUGACGCUGGAACUUGUCCGGCAAUGCUUGGAUCAUGAUCCGUCCGCCAGGCCAUGCGCAUGGGAAGUUGAUAUUCAUCUUGCUCAAUGCCUAUCCGGGACUCAGGAUAAUCAUCUUGCCGGCGACCGCGCAAUAAUGAUUGCACCGAUGAUUCCAGAACCGGCCAAUUGUUUUGGUCCCAUGAGACCGGGUCCAUCUGAGCGAGCGAAAGCUCUGGCUGGAAGCGAUGCCCCCGUACUUGUCAACCUCAUUCAGCAGGCAGGAUGGGAUGAGUUUCUGCUCAAGAGGUCUGAAAGGGUGGCUGUAAGAUCCAGCCGCCGGUUGCUCCAGAAUCUUCCUACAUCGCACACACGAGUUCAGUAUGGACUGAAGCGUACCAUUGAUAGAAUACGUGAUGCGUUUCUCCAGCCAGGGUGUACUUGUGUCGGAAUCUGGGGCUUAGGCGGCUCUGGAAAAUCGCGAUCAGCCUACGAGUAUUGCAAACUUGCGUACAAUGUUCGACCCGGCCAAGCCGGCAAUCAAUAUCUCGGACCAGCGCACGUCUUCUGGGUCGACGCUGGGAAUCCUUACAAGGUGGCGCAGUCUUGCGUCGCCAUCUGCAACAAGAUCGGCAAACCGGUUCCAGAGGACUGCGCCGAGCCAUUCCGCAUAGUCAAGUCGUGGCUCGAGCUUGAGUGUGAAGAGAAAUGGAUCAUGGUCAUGGACGGACUCGACAGCGAAGUUGAAGCCUGCAGAUGGCAAGAAUGGGGCCUGCCAACCCCGGCACGCCGCGGCGCAGGGAGUGUUAUUAUAACGACAAAGAAUAGGGAAUUACUCCAGGAUUUCACCCAUUUUGACGAGAACACGACGAUUGCUGUCAAUACUCUUGAAGAAAGGGAUGCGUUCAAGAUAUUUGUCCAGGAAGUGGGCGAGGACUCUAUUCACGUUACCGCUGGACAGGACUAUUUCAAGAUGCUGUGGGAGAUCCUUGGUAUCCCAUUGUUUGUGAUACUCGCCGCCCAGUACCUCAAAAAGCACAUGUUCGGUCACGCAACCUUGCAAAGGUUAACCGCCCGUCUGCAAGAGGACGUGCCGAAUUUCAAGUGCCUGGACAAACGGCCUCAGACUGCUGGAAAGGUUCAGGAGGUGGAACUUAUGCAGUAUAGGAUCUUUUGUGUCCUGCUGGAUCCGUUCGUCGACCAGUACAAGCCCGACACGGACGAGUUCGGCCUCCAAGCCACGCUCUGUUGCAUGGCACCCGAUAAUCUCGAUGUCGACAUCAUCUCUUCUUUCUACGAAGACUCGGACCCCAUCGAAGAGUGGUUGGGCACCCUGGGUAAUUACAGAUAUAUUACACCGCAGGGAAACGGAGGGCAGUUCACAAUGCACGAUCUUGUGCACAAAUUCUUCUUCCGCUACGUUUUCGAGCAUCCCGAUCUGGGGCCGAAAUACCUCCUGGGAGAAUUCGGAGAAGUCUUGAAGUGCAUUUAUUUCCGCUCCCAGCAAUACCGACCGGAGAAGUCCUGGACCGCGAACUCCGGGACUCCGCAACACGCGUCCCACGGCAAGCGUAGAUUCAUGCCGCACUUUGAGGUCUUCAAUGAUUUCGUCAAGGUACUGAACAAGCAGAAGCUCACGACUGGUACCCCUGCCGCAGAGGGUGUACGCUUAGGGGCUCGAGAAGUACAGGGCAUCAUCAGCUUCUCCCGGGUGCUCCAUACGGACAACAACACCAAUGAGGCUCUUGCCUUGCUAGAAUUCGCUCUAAACCAGGGCGUCAAACCUCACACGAGGAUACCAAAGAAAGAAGUUGAAGUGGAGGUAGAGCUGCAUCGUAGUAUUGCUUACUACCAUCUUGAACGACACUCCGUGGAAACGAAAAAGUUCAAUGUGAACCAAGCCAAGAUACAUUUCGAGGCGGCUCUUCAGCUCGCACGAGAUCAUGGCCUACACAAGAAAAUAUGGAGGACCUGGAUCGGCCUUGUCGAGGCCAUGGCCAGCUUGCAUCUGCUAGAAGAGGCGGAUGCUCAGAUCCACCUCCUCGAGAGUUACAUGACGGACAGCAACAGCCACCUCACUGGCAAAGACAACGAGCGGACGGAAUUCUCGAGCCGACUAGACGUCCAAAAAGUCCAGAUCGAGUUCGAGAAGGCGAAACGCGACCAAAAACAUGGCCUCUUCACUUCGGCAGGGAACCGCCUCCUUUCAGCACGACUGAUGUGCGCGCAGGCCGUCGUCAGAACGCACCGGGGCACCGCCGACGGGGCGGCCCGGGAAGAAGUCACAUUCGAGAAGCUCCGCAAGCUGGCCGAGAUCGAUAUGGAAAUACCGCAUCCGUUCCCACUGUGCGAGGCCGAGGCCAUCUACGAGGCCCACCUGCGACGGCGGGAGCGACAGUUCACGACCAACUCGUCGUCUGCUGGAAAGGGGGCUGACAUGAGCUCUCGCACAAGCGAGCCCAUACGCCGAGACGCCCUCGUGCACCUCGCGCGGGCCCGGAGCAACCUGGCCAUGGUGUGGCUGCGCAUGGGCUGGCUCUGCACUGCUCUCAUGGAGCCGGAAGCCGUGGCGCGCGCCCACUGGGAACGGGCGAGGGCCGCUAUGGAGCCUACCGUGCGCGAGAUGGGGGCAGUGUGUGGAUGUGCCGACGGACUGGCGCAGUCGAUGGCGUAUAGCCUGCGGGAAAUGCUUCACGAGCUGGGCCUGAGGGACGAGUGCCGGCUUUUGGAGACGCGGUUUGGCCUGUUGCCUUCAGAAGACCUCGAGCGUCCGCCUUGGUUCCAGCGUGGUGCUGGUCUUGAUGCGGAGACUUGGCCCACGUCGUGGACAACACCGCUUCGGUUUCAUGAUGUCCCCAAUGAGUCGUCCCAGGCCGGCUCGGAAAGGAUGAUUCUCAGCCUUGGGUCAUUCUACGACGAGCCACAACCUCGACGUCUUCACGGUGCUAAACAUCUUGACAGGCGUUCCGUCGACCUUGCUACCAUUUUAAGGGGGACAUGA
Cryphonectria parasitica EP155 is the source of this 4254-nucleotide messenger RNA. RefSeq lists its product as uncharacterized. Gene Ontology annotation, molecular function: ADP binding; ATP binding; protein kinase activity. Gene Ontology annotation, biological process: protein phosphorylation. NCBI's taxonomy places the organism in Eukaryota, Fungi, Ascomycota, Sordariomycetes, Diaporthales, Cryphonectriaceae. The transcript has 3 exons. The record is from RefSeq and is a predicted model, not a curated record. The coding region runs from base 1 to 4254 and encodes 1417 amino acids.